UUCAAGAACGCCAGAAUGACUGGUAACAAUUCAAACUAUGAAAAAGGUAACAGAGUCCUUGGCACUUCUCAACAGGUGGUGACACAGCUAAUAACGCGCAGUGCAUACAUGGGAGUAAAUGCAUAGAAAAGCCUGUCGAUGACACGACAAAGUUAAACCCAAAUGAAGCAAGGUGAGCGGUGCAAGUAAAACUGCACCACGUUAAAGACUGCUUGCCUGGGAUGGAGCAGUGGGGAGGUGCGCAGAGGCAUGGACAAGGGCCUGGCAAAAUGGAUUCCUUUCCCUGGGCUGCUAAUGCUACUAAUAGUUCCCUCCUGUUAUAGGGUCGCUAUAACAAGGUAACGUACAGCACUUGGAAGACGGCCUGAUCCAGAAUAACACUAAUGUUCACAUGGCUGCGACUCUCAGACCAAAAUCAACAGCUGGUAUCUACUGAAACCAGCAAGGCGAAACCACGGGAACGGCGCUCCUUUGAGUAGAGCAACGCACAUCACACCCCAUCACAUCACAUCCUCCCUAGCGGGAGGCUCUGGCCUCACCGGAGCGGCACUUCCCGGAAGAGCCAAGGAUAUUCCGGGACUAGCACGGGACGGCGGCCCAGACCCCCUGGCGCCCAGCCGGCCGCCCUGUUGCAGCUCUCCCGCCAAGACAUGCGCCUAGCGGCAGGGAUUCCGCGGUCACCAUUUAUUCUUGGCGCUAAGCUGCCGCUUCUCAUUUCUAUCACCACCGAGCAACGCAGACCCCGCCGUUGCCUUCCACUCUGGGCCAGCCGCUCCAGCAGCGACGGGGGCGCCAGGUUGUGCGGGGACUGCACCACCCGGCCCGAGGCUUUUGAAGCCACGCUUGGGCUCGGGGGGUGGGCAGGACCUGCCCCGUGCAACUGCCGCGCACGCAAGCUCCGCGCGAGGCCCGGGCGCCCAAGCGGGGAUUCCCACUCUCGUCACCAGCUCCAGCGUGGGGCCCCCAGGCUGUGGAGCCCAAAUUCCAGCCGCCCGGCAGCGCCUGGACGAGCCCGAAUCUCACCGCGCUGGAGAUCCGCCUCCUCCCGCCCGGGCGAGGGCGCCGUCCUCCCUCGGAGCUGCGCAGGCGCGUCCCCGCCCUCCGGUCACGUGCUACAGCGCUCGGCCACGCGACCACGCCUCCCGCCGGAGUCUGGGAAAAGGCCGCCCUGUUCCAGAACGGGAAGCAGCGACAGGAAGGAACUGGGUGCACUGGCGUCUGCCGCCGCCCUGAAUUACCGUUAGCAUGUGGCGGCAAGCUCAGCCCCCCUUUCUUAAACAUAAGGUAAUUCUGAUUCAGACACAGGAAUUACGGUGAGGGUAGAAACGGACUGGAAGGUUCGUUCCCCUUGCCCACCAAGACUCCAGAGCAGGGGGUUCCAGAUGCCUACUCUCCAUGAAGCCCUGGGCUUUCCGUACCUCCCUGCUUUUCCUGUGAACUCGCUGCACAGCUGAGCCAGAAUGUGUUCUUACCAAAACGGGCAUUUCCCAAAAGACAACACUGUUUUAGA
Sapajus apella (tufted capuchin) is the source of this 1510-nucleotide messenger RNA. RefSeq lists its product as uncharacterized. The record is from RefSeq and is a predicted model, not a curated record. The transcript has a single exon. The coding region runs from base 651 to 1244 and encodes 197 amino acids. NCBI's taxonomy places the organism in Eukaryota, Metazoa, Chordata, Mammalia, Primates, Cebidae.